AUGACCCCAGAACCAACCAAUGGCAUUAAUCCACCAACAAUCAUAGACACGGACGUCUGUCAGUCAAAAAAAAGUCAGGAUGACGCACAAAGCAACCAGUGUGGAGACCUCCACAACAUACUCCUCGGGUCAAAAGGGAAUCUAGAGACAAGUGGUGUUCGCUCGUCCGACCAUUAUGGAAGUGAAAGUGUGGAAUCUCCUGAGUCUUCAGAAACACCUAGAGGGCAUCAAUCUUUGUGCAAUACAGACGCAACCAAUGCAAUGAAAAACAUUUCUGCUCACACUAAGCAGACAUCCAUUCAUAUUAAAACACCACUUUCUCCGCGGUUACAGAACAGUAGGAGACUGCGUUACUCAAGCGGAUCUGAUGAUUCGAUGAUAUUUUCUCAAAACGAAACGCUUUCUGAGCAAAGUGAAACAGAAGUCAGAGUAUCAGCAUUGCACGAGCAACUGAAGCAAAGAAAAUUAGAAGCAGAACGCCUUCAACGGGAGCACAAGCGAGCUCAGAGGGAACGACUGAAAAUGAAGGAGCAAGCUUUGAUCAAGCAAAUACAG
Bemisia tabaci is the source of this 555-nucleotide messenger RNA. The record is from RefSeq and is a predicted model, not a curated record. NCBI's taxonomy places the organism in Eukaryota, Metazoa, Arthropoda, Insecta, Hemiptera, Aleyrodidae.